Molecule: messenger RNA, 1932 nt
Organism: Boeremia exigua
Lineage: Eukaryota; Fungi; Ascomycota; Dothideomycetes; Pleosporales; Didymellaceae
Product: membrane bound O-acyl transferase family-domain-containing protein
Exons: 1
Coding region: 118-1791 (557 amino acids)
Biological process (GO): lipid metabolic process
Source: RefSeq, a predicted model, not a curated record
UAGAUGGCUCUGGUGUUUCUCAACCCGCCACGGCUACAUUAGGCCUAGCGGGACUAGUCUUCCACUUAGCGAGGCGCAUCGACGACUGCGUCAUUCAUUUCCAAGAUUGGCCACUGCAUGCUUGUUUUCGUUUUCGUUUCUCUCCUGACAUACGUUUGUUUGCAUCUUGCAUUUAUCCGUCUAUUGGGUAUGGAGUUCAUACUGGGUACUGAUCCCUGGCCAAACUCCCAUCAUGAUUUGGUUCAUCACUACUAUCAGCAGUACGAUGCGCAGAUAGCAUCGGGCGAGUUUGAUCCUUUUGUUUAUCCUUAUAGCGCAUACGGAGCAUUCUUGGUCAUUGUAUACUUAUGUAUACCACACCAAAACCGACCAUGGCUCAAGAAAUGUCGCUUUUUCGUUUGGGGUAUCUUGCUUGCGUUUGCAGCAUACAGUACCAAGUAUCAAAGAGCUAGGGGCAUGGCACCAGCACUAGGCUUAGGACUUGUACACGCAUGGAGUGUGGUCUAUCUUGCUGCACUUUUGGUGUUCAAUGACGCACAAACGGAUUUUCAGCGCAUCGAAAGGACAGAAGGACAGUUUGGCAGUGACCAAACUCAGAAGCAAGAGAGGACAAAAAUUGGAGCUAGUGUUAUAGACUCCAAUGGCCAUGUCCCGGAAAAUUCAACAGCCGGUCCUCGUGAUCGCCACGGCGAAUAUGCAUGGCAACCUUACCCGCUGUCGCCUUUCAUCGAGCGCCUCGACUGGGUAUGCGAUCUAUUCUGUAAUUUCCGUGGUGCAGGCUGGAAUUGGCGCACUUCUCCGCUCCCUCCGCCACCGAAGUGGCUUCAGGAGCAACUGUAUCGCAACUCAGGCGACGUGCCAAAACAUUCGUACCGCAUCCACGCAGGCCAAGUGACGACUUACCCCGACCGACACUCCUUGCUCGUCUCGAACGCCAAAACACUCCUCAAAGGCUAUCUGAUUCUUGAUGCUCUUAAAACAGUCAUGAUGCACGACCCAUACUUUUGGGGCAUGUUAUCGCGCCCACCACCAUCCUACUUCCCCUUUACGCUUCUGAUUCAGCCCUGGAUGGUACACACAUACCGUCUCUUCCUCAGCAUGAUUGCCGUCAAAUACGCGCUUCAAACGAUCUUUUCUCUUGCACCACUCGUCUUUGUCGGUAUCUUUGGCUCGUACAUCGGCGCGCGCUCAGAACCUUGGAUAUACCCCGAGACGUGGGGUUCGUUUACCGUCGUGCUGGACCGAGGGUUGGCUGGAUGGUGGAGCAGCUGGUGGCACCAGACCUUCCGGUUCGCGUUUGAGCAGCCGAGCUUGCGGAUCUGUGAGAAACUCGGGUUGGACAAACGGAGUGUGCCAGCGAAAGGAAUCCAGCUGUUGACUGCGUUCGGGUUGAGUGGCGUUCUGCAUGCGUGUGGCACUUAUACAGCUGCGGGACCUACGCAUCCUGUUUCGAACUCAUUCGCGUUCUUCAUGCUACAGGCGCUCGGCAUACUUCUCGAGACCAUUGUGUCUUCUGUGCUGCGCACAACGGGAAUUCAGAAGUAUGUGCCGGUGUGGGUCAUGAGGAUGUGGACGUUUGUCUAUGUACAUGUGUGGUUCUACCACACAGCGCAUUUACUGUGCAACGAUUUUGCAUUGGGUGGCGUUUGGCUCUUUGAGCCGAUACCCGUCUCGCUAUUCCGAGGACUAGGACUGGGCGCAACAAAACAAGAUGGAUGGUGGUGCUGGGCUGGAACUGUAGUGAGAUGGCAUACUGGGAAGCACUGGUGGCAGAGUGGCAUUGCUGCUUGAGUGAACAUAUCCUAGCAGCAUUGCAUAUUAAUUAAACCUCAAGGAUCUAAUAACAUGGCUUUGGCAAUAGGUGUUUGGAACCGGUUCAAAUCGUUGUUUUUGAUCAUCGAGACGAAAGUCAAUAUCAACGUGUGAACAGCA